AAGAAGGAGAAUAAAAACAUUGCUUGACACAAAGGCAUUGGAAAUCAAAUUAAUUCACUUACAGAUGAGUACUGAAUGGGAUUAUGACCUUUUCUCCAAACCCAGCAGGAAAGAAAGUACAGUCUUUUACACCAUUCCUACCAACUGCAGCUUUAACUUAUUUAUAACUUCUCUACUUUCUCAAAUGCAAGUGAAUAAGAGAUUUCACAUAGCUUUCCUUUCGGGUCUUGGAUGUAGUUUGUCGUGUAUAACGAUGAAGUUGCUGCGGACCUGCGGACCAUGCAGCGGACACGUAUUGCUCGAACGGAUCGCCUUUUUGGUCCCAGUGACUCGCCGUACUCUAGUGACGUCACCGCCCUCUGCUAGUUUGUAUUGUUUUGGCGCGGUGUUCGAAUAAUUCUGUAAACAUUCGCUUUCCUACUACGAAACAUGGAGCGCGGAAGGAUGAGUCGAGUCACAGGCAGACCAUCGGAGCCUAUGCGAGUGCAAGACAGCAACCGGAUGAGCAUGGUGUAUACAACGCCCCAAAGUAAACAGCCUUCAUUUGGAAAGCUCAACAUCCCCAAACCACAGUCCGUGAACUCUGAGAGGCGGACCAGCUUCUUUGGGGGCCGCAGAACUAGUGGAGCCAGCAUGCCUCGCAACAGCAUCAUGUCAGGGUUUGGUGGAACUGAGAAGAUCAAAGAUGCCAGACCUCUGCAUGAUAAGUCCUUUGUUCAGCAGUGUAUCAGGCAGCUGCAUGAGUUCUUGACAGAGCAGGGUUACCCGGGCACCCUGGCACCCAAAACCCUCCAGUCUCCCUCUACCAAGGAGUUUGUAAAGAUGUUUGAGUUUGUCUACCGCCAGCUCGACCCAACCUUUGAAAUGCCAAACUCCAAAGUUGAGGAGGAGGUUCCAGCUCUGCUUAAAAACCUGAGGUAUCCAUUUGUUCUCUCCAAGUGCUCCAUGUAUUCUGUUGGAGCUCCACACACCUGGCCCCAGGCCCUUGGUGCUCUCAUGUGGCUGAUUGACAAUGUAAAGAUAAAUUGGAGUUUGAGUCGUCAGGAGCUGCUGUUCAGUGACUUCUGUGAGGACGGUGACAACAUAGAGGAGGGGGCUGAGUAUAACAAGCUUUUCCUGGACUACACAGCUGAGACAUACAGCAAGUUCAUGCUGGGUGACGACAUAUUCGAGGAAGAGGACGAGACAUUCAUCAAUAAACUGAAGAAACUUUACAACGUCGAUGAGGCCCUGCUGAUCUCGAUGGAGGAGAAGCACAGAAUACUGAGUGAGGAGCUCGAACAACUGGAGAAGGAGAGUCAGACGGACCGACUGAUGACCAAGAGGAUGGAAAAGGUGAAGCUUCAGGCAGAUCUCAAGAAGCUCCAGACUUACCGAGGCAGCCUGGAUACUUUUAAAGCCAACCUGGAGCACAAAGCGUCAGAACUGAAGGAUGAGCUGGAGACUAACAUCAGUCACCUGGAGUCUCUGAAACACGAGCAAAAUGAACUGCAACACCUCCUGCAGAACCAGAAGUUCACUCCAGCUGAUGUAGAGAGGAUCAACAGAGAGAAGAGGGAACUCCAGCAAACCAUCUCCAGUCUCAGCAAGUCUCUGGAGGAGGCUGAACAACACAAGUGGAAUGAGGAGAUAGCCCUGGCCAAAGUGAAAGAGAAGGCGGAGUUGAGGGUUGCAGAGUACCACAAGCUGGCUCGUAAACUGAAGCUGAUCCCGCUGUCUGCAGAGAACGCGUGUGGACACGACUUUGAGAUCAGACCAUUUGAAUGUGGACCCGGCAGCAUGGUUCAGCAUAAAACCCAGAUACAGAUGCUCCUGAGGAAGCUGGUGAGUGACGUGGAGGAGGAGAACAGUCGAUUAGCCAACAUGAAGCUCAGCCUGGACGAAUCUUGUGAACAGGUGGAUUCUAACAUCAUGGACAAGUCCAAUGACCUGAAACUGCUGAGAGAGCAGAUUCGCAAGCUGGAUGAACGGCUGGAUUGUGACAUGCAGGAGUUGGCUAGAGAGGAACAGGACUGGGCAGAAGAGGUGGACUCAGUGGAGAACCAUCGAAAGCUUCUCGAGAAGAAGGUGAAUAUUGGUUACGAGGAGGCUGUGCAACAACUGAAGACAGCACAACAACAGUACCACCUGGUACUGCAGGAGACCAAUGAGGAAAGGAGAACAGUAGCCAACAAUCUUGCAUCUGUGUUUACCACUGCAACAGAUCACCUCUCGAUCACAGAGAAGUUCCUGGAGGAUCUGCACAGCAGGGUGCAGCGUCUCUGCUCUAAAACUCUAGAGGAGGACGAGGCAGUUGUGCAGAACUUGCGGGACACUCUGAAAAGCUUCAGGUCGAAGGCAACCACUUUAUGAAGUGAGCCAGAGGGAUGAAGGCCUUCAUGUUCUGCAGGAUGGAGGUGAUUUCAGAGACUAUGGAAGUUUGCGAUUAACCUUGUGUUUGUGUUUUAAUUUGUUUCCAACCUUGCAAAAAGAAACUAUUCUCCUAUUCAUUUGAUUUUUAUGUAUUUGUUCUUAACAGUUUUAGAGAAUUCUUACAUGUCUUUGAAUCUUAGAUUUAAAAAGUAACACGUUUUGGUCUCUGUCAGUUUUCUCUUUGUAACUUAUUCUGCAUUUAAAAUAACAGUUGUGUAUUUUAGCUUUCGCAUAUAUUUUAAUACAGAGUGGUUUGGUGAAGGUGAACAUUUAGUUAUCUUUAUGCAUGUUAGUUAUCUGCUUUACGGACUACAGAUUUACAUGUUUUUGUGUCUUGUGUCAUUUUGUAUUGACACUUUUCCAUUUUUUACCUAUUUCCAUUCAUAGGACAAUAAAAAUGUUUUAUCACCCUUCAACGUAGAUUCAAAAAUGUUCUUCCUUUGACGGCAAGACAGCAAAGAAAAACACAAAACUCUUUUUCACCAUCAAACAUUAAAAGACAUGUUAGUCACACCUUUUUCAAAAGCA
Messenger RNA from Notolabrus celidotus (New Zealand spotty), 2940 nucleotides. It is a transcript of the gene ndc80, whose product is annotated as NDC80 kinetochore complex component. NCBI's taxonomy places the organism in Eukaryota, Metazoa, Chordata, Actinopteri, Labriformes, Labridae. Gene Ontology annotation, biological process: attachment of mitotic spindle microtubules to kinetochore. Gene Ontology annotation, cellular component: Ndc80 complex. The transcript is spliced from 17 exons. The record is from RefSeq and is a predicted model, not a curated record. Bases 430 to 2352 code for a protein of 640 amino acids.